CCGCUCCCUCCCUCCCUCCCUCCCUCCCUCCCUCCAUUUCUAUACUUAGACACUCUCGUUUCAGCAUAUCUGUGUAUGUACAUACCUGAAAAGGUAGGAAAGUGAAUCUCCAUACAUUGGAAUACGGUACAGAGAUUCCAUCUUCUUUGGGAUUCUGUCUUUGUUUGGGGGGGUGCUGAGGUUCGAGAUUCCGGUUUGAUUCUUGUUGGGUCAUCCCAAGAACAGUGUUUCGAAUCCAGCUAUUGAUCGGGAUAUUGGAUCCCUUUGCUGUUUCUCAAACUGGUCAGCGUAGCAGCAGAUAGUAGUUUUUGCGGUUUGAGAGCUUGAAAAUGUAUCUGGUGGAGAGCAAAGGAGGAGCUAUAGCAUGUAUGUUGCUGGCUCUCUUCUUCUUGGGCACUUGGCCGGCUGUUCUCACUCGCCUCGAACGGCGGGGAAGACUCCCUCAACAUACUUACCUUGACUACACGAUCACCAAUCUCUUGGCAGCCGUUAUUAUCGCUUUCACGUUCGGGCAGAUCCAUAAGGGUACGCACGAAGCUCCCAACUUUCUGGAGCAACUCUCUCAGGAUAAUUUCCCAUCAGUUGGAUUUGCAAUGAUAGGAGGGAUAGUUCUUAGCCUUGGGAACCUAGCCACACAAUACGCGUGGGCCUUUGUUGGUUUAUCCGUCACAGAAGUCGUCACAUCCAGCAUUACAGUCGUUAUAGGAACAACUGUGAAUUACUUUCUUGAUGGGAAAAUUAACAAAGCCGAAAUUCUGUUCCCUGGAGUUGGUUGCUUUUUGAUAGCAGUUUGUCUAGGCUCUGCUGUCCAUGCAUCUAAUGCAGCUGAUAAUCGAGCAAAGCUCAACGCCCUUUCCAAAAUGAAUGAAGUUGAGGCUGGGAAUGGGCUUGUGCCUUCACUCAACGGAGCAUACGUGAACGAAGGUGGAUUGAAGGAUGUUGAGAGAGGAAGUCGACCCGAAGAGAAGGCAAAACCAGGAACUGCAGAUUUUCUUGUGCAACUCGAGAACAGGAGAUCAAUCAAGGUGUUUGGGAAGAGCACUGUGAUCGGGCUUGGGAUAACUUUCUUCGCCGGAUUCUGCUUCUCCCUCUUCACGCCUGCGUUUAACUUGGCCACGAAUGAUCAAUGGCACACCCUGAAGAAAGGGGUCCCCCACCUGUCUGUUUACACUGCUUUCUUCUACUUCUCGUUGUCUUGCUUCUUUGUUGCCCUCGUUCUGAACAUCAGCUUCCUCUACCGGCCGGUGCUGAACCUGCCGAAAACAACUUUCAAGGCUUACAUUAACGAUUGGAAUGGGAGAGGGUGGGCCCUCUUGGCGGGUCUUCUCUGCGGGUUUGGGAAUGGGCUCCAGUUCAUGGGGGGGCAGGCUGCGGGAUAUGCAGCAGCAGAUUCUGUUCAGGCACUUCCAUUGGUGAGCACAUUCUGGGGGAUACUACUCUUCGGGGAGUAUCGGAAAUCAUCAAAGAGAACUUACAUAUUGCUCAUCGGGAUGCUUUCGAUGUUUAUUGUGGCAGUUGGUGUUCUAAUGGCAUCAGCAGGACACCGGAAAUGAUCUCAGAGCUGUAUGCUGGAACUGGGAUUCUUCUCUGUGGCAUAAAUAAACACCGGAAAAUCUCGAAAUUGGAGACCAAGACAAAGUGAGAGAAUCAUGUCUGUAUGGAUUGCAUGGCUGAAUUAGAAUUCUCAAUCUGUAAAUAACGGAGAAGGUCCGAGGAAAAAUGAAUGUAAAGAAAGUAGACAGAAGUUUUAUCAACCGGUAGGGUCCCGGGAAUUCGGAUUUCCUUUCUCAUUCAGUUAAACAUUGUGUAAACUUAAGUAGAACAUGGAAGCAAAUUCAGUCAAA
Punica granatum (pomegranate) is the source of this 1844-nucleotide messenger RNA. The record is from RefSeq and is a predicted model, not a curated record. Lineage: Eukaryota; Viridiplantae; Streptophyta; Magnoliopsida; Myrtales; Lythraceae.